Mauremys reevesii (Reeves's turtle) is the source of this 1387-nucleotide messenger RNA. Its product is annotated as solute carrier family 2, facilitated glucose transporter member 1-like. Lineage: Eukaryota; Metazoa; Chordata; Testudines; Geoemydidae. Gene Ontology annotation, biological process: monosaccharide transmembrane transport. Gene Ontology annotation, cellular component: membrane. Gene Ontology annotation, molecular function: hexose transmembrane transporter activity. The record is from RefSeq and is a predicted model, not a curated record.
UGAUGAUACUACACACAAACAAAUCCCAUGUUGCCCAGAAAACUGGGACCUGCUUUCUCUCCCAGAAGGCCCUAGGGUGUGGCUGAGUGAGCUGACCACUUGAGAAUCCUUUUAAGGGGAAAAUAUCCAGAGAGAAAUCCCCUGCCAGGGAUUGACAGGGUCACACACAACCCCACUGCCCCACACAUUGGCCAGGACUGAGGGUGCCGGCACCAUUGUAUGGGUUGGAACAAGCAAACAGUCACUCGGCCCCUGGUACAGUCAGUGAUGGCCUCGGUGCUGGGAUCGUUGCAAAUUGGUUACCACACAGGAAACAUCAAUGCCCUACAGAUGGCGCAAUUCCAUCCUGAUUGCUAACUCCUUCUCCCUCAUGGCCGUGGCAUUCAUGGGCGUCUCCAAGAUUGCAGGCUCCCUGGAGGCACUGAUUGUGGGGCGCUUCCUCAUUGGACUCUUCUGUGGACUCAACAUGACCCUGAUUCCCCUUUAUAUCCAGGAGAUAUCCCCAAAGGUCCGUGGGGCCUUCUCCACCAUGAACCAGCUGUCUCAGACAGUGGGCAUCUUCGUUGGGCAGAUCAUGAGCCUGGAGAACGUCAUGGGCACUAGCCGAUGGUGGCCACUCAUGCUGUCCUUGUCUGCCAUACCUGCCAUCCUCCAGUACCUCACCCUCCCUUUUUGCCCCGAGAGCCCCCGUUACUUUAUCAUCAAUUGCCAUGAAGAUGAACUGGCUGCCAGAGAACUCCAGAGGCUCAGAGGUACCCAAGACGUCUUGGAAGAGAUUGAGGAGAUGAAGGAAGAAGCAGCCAACCUUAAGGGAACAGAGGAUGUUACCAUGCUGAGACUAUUCAUUGUCCCCAGCUACAAGCAGCCCAUCCUGAUUGCUCUCAUUCUUAAUACCAGCACCCAGCUGUCAGGGUUCAAUGCUAUAAUCAACUAUUCCACAAAAAUAUUCCGGCUAGCUGGUGUUGCCCAUCCCACACACACCACCAUGGGAAUUGGGGCCAUUAACAUCCUCUUCACAAUAUUCUCUGUCUUCCUUGUAGAGAGACUGGGCCGGAGGAGCCUGCUCAUGUUUGGUCAGUUUGUUAUGGCUUUAUGCAGUAUGCUGCUCACUCUUUCCAUUGCUACACUGGGUGAAGUGCCAUGGACAAAGUACUUUCUCAUCUUGGCCCUUUUCACCAUGGUGGCAUUCUAUGAGAUUGGUCCUGGUCCCAUAUCUUGGUACAUCACAGCAGAGCUCUUCAGCCAAUCAGCACGUCCUGUCACCAUGGGGCUCACCAGUAGUUGGAACUGGUUUCAUAAAUUCAUCGUAGCCAUGUUCUAUCAGCCGCUCCUGGUAAGGGAUAUGGAUAUAAGGAUCGCCGGGGUGACCUUUGCUGGUUUCCAGUGA